AUGGUUCGCGAAAAGCAGCCCGUCUACGUCCUCGGCGUGGGCAUGACCAAGUUCAUCAAGCCUCGUGGCAAGGUGGAUUACCCUGAACUUGGCUUCGAAGCCGGCGUAAAAGCUAUGCUCGAUGCACACAUCAACUAUGACGAUGUUGAUCAAGGUGUUGCAUGCUACUGCUACGGCGAUUCGACAUGUGGCCAACGCGUCUUUUACCAGUUCGGCAUGACUGGUAUUCCCGUAUACAAUGUCAACAACAACUGCUCCACAGGCUCUACCGGCCUAUACAUGGGAAGAAAUUUGAUUGCGCAUGGAGCUGCGGACUGCGUGCUCGUCGUCGGCUUCGAGAAGAUGUUUCCAGGAAGUCUGCAGACUUUCUUCCAGGACCGAGCAAACCCGACAGGCACGUCGAGUCAACUGAUGAAGGAGACGAGGGGUAUCACGAAUGCUCCCGGCGCGGCGCAGAUGUUCGGCAAUGCCGGUCGGGAACACAUGGAGAAAUACGGUUCCGAGCUCAGGGACUUUGCGGAGAUCGGUCGCAUCAACCAUGCUCAUUCGAAGAACAAUCCUUACUCGCAGUUCCAGGAUGAAUACACGCUCGAACAGGUCAUGAAGUCCCCCAUGAUCCACGAACCUCUUACGAAGCUCCAAUGCUGCCCGACUUCGGACGGUUCCGCAGCUGCAGUCCUUGUUUCGCAGGAGUUCCUCGACAAGCGACCUGAACUCAAGGAUCAAGCCAUCUUGAUUGCCGGACAGCGACUAGCCACUGAUACGCCAUCUUUGUUCAACCGCAGUGCUAUUGAGCUCGUAGGGUUCAGCAUGAGCGAGCUGGCUGCCAAAGAAGCACUAGCAGAGGCUAAGGUCACUCCAGAUGACGUCCAAGUAUGCGAACUCCACGACUGCUUCUCUGCCAACGAAAUGGUCACUAUUGAGGCGCUCGGCCUCGCACCAAAGGGCAAAGCCCACGAGCUUAUCCGCCAGGGUGGCAUAACCUACGGAGGCAAAGUCGUCAUUAAUCCCUCUGGCGGUCUCAUCUCCAAGGGCCACCCACUUGGCGCCACAGGCAUCGCUCAGUGUGCUGAGCUCGUCUGGCACCUGCGUGGGUGGGCCAACAACCGCUCCGUCAAGGACACCAAGGUAGCGCUCCAGCACAACCUGGGUCUCGGUGGCGCAGUCGUAUGCACUGUGUACAAGAGGCACGAUGGAAGCGCUGCGAAGGACAAGUCCGAUGAGGAGAUUUCCAAGAUUACUGGCUUAGGAUACAACCCUGCGACGGUGGCAAAGGGCUUCACCAAGGAGCAGGUUGACUCGGUGAGGAGUAAGAAGGCGAGGAGUGAGUGGGCGCUACAGGAUUCUCAGCAGAAGGUUGAAUCUAGGUUCUGA
Molecule: messenger RNA, 1374 nt
Organism: Bipolaris maydis ATCC 48331
Lineage: Eukaryota; Fungi; Ascomycota; Dothideomycetes; Pleosporales; Pleosporaceae
Product: thiolase-like protein
Molecular function (GO): acyltransferase activity, transferring groups other than amino-acyl groups
Source: RefSeq, a predicted model, not a curated record